Molecule: messenger RNA, 2281 nt
Organism: Ananas comosus (pineapple)
Lineage: Eukaryota; Viridiplantae; Streptophyta; Magnoliopsida; Poales; Bromeliaceae
Product: ankyrin repeat-containing protein At5g02620-like
Exons: 4
Coding region: 60-2084 (674 amino acids)
Cellular component (GO): plasma membrane
Molecular function (GO): protein phosphatase regulator activity; protein phosphatase 1 binding
Source: RefSeq, a predicted model, not a curated record
CACUACUGAAGCACAAGGCAUGCAUCCACUGCACAGGCACUUAGAAGAAUCUUUAAACAAUGGCGGUGGCAGGAGAAGGCGACGAUAUUUCUAAAGCCAAAGGUGAUCGAGCUAUGCCAGGAUCCGAGUGGGAACUACGCAUGGAUAAUACGUUGCUCAUGGCAUUGAAAAAAGGGGACGCGAGAACCGUCGAAAGGUUCUUCUCGCGCGCAGCGGUACUCUCUUCCGAAGUCGCAGAUCACGCCUUGGCCAUCAAUCUUCCCGAUGCAGAUAAUAAUAUCGUUGCCGACGGUGAGGCAGGACGCAGGACUUGGCGAGGAGUGACCGAAGGCAGAAAAACUGCCCUCCAUGUCGUGGCUACUUUCGGGCACUUUGAACUCGCGAAGCUGAUCUGCACAAGAGACAGCUCCUUCUUGAGGGCGCGCAAUGUGGCCGGCGAGACGCCGCUGCACUGCGCUGCGAGGGCCGGGGCAGACCAGAUUGUGUCCCUCUUCAUUUCCGUAGCAAGGCAGCAGGAGGACAGGAGCUGGUUGGAGGCGGUGCUGCGCGCCACAGACCGGGAAGGGAAGACUGCACUACAAGCGGCGGCUGAAGAAGGCCAUGCGGCUGCGGCGAGAGUCUUGAUGUCGGCGGAUCCUGGGCUGGCGGCUAUAGACGACGGUAAUGGCGUGUCUCCACUUUAUGCCGCCGUGCUGUCGGGUUCGCUCGAAGCUGUUCAGAUCUUGAUAGAAUCAGAAUCCCCUGCCGAGGGAGGACAACAAGAUGGGACGACAUCCGCCAGCCGCGUCGCACCAGAGGCAUCCUACGCCGGACCGAAUGGCCAGACUGCCCUGCAUGCAGCCGCCCUCCGACACCCAGAAAUCGCAAAUAAACUAUUGGACUGGAAACCAACACUUGUGGAGAAAGUUGAUGACUCAGGGAGCACUUUUCUUCACUAUUUAGCAGCAACUCCGCUGGAGGAUGCGGUGCGACAACUACUGGAGCGCGACACUUCUACUGCCUAUCUCUCAGAUUGUAAUGGAUUUUUUCCUAUACAUGUUGCUGCUAGCAUGGGUAGACGUGCGGUAGCCAUUGUGCUUAUUACCCAUUGCAAUGAUAUGGACGAGUUAGUGGACAAAGAAGGAAGGAAUUUUCUUCAUAUUGCUGUACAGUUCGACGAACCGGCGAUCGUCGAGUUUGUUUCUCGGCAACCACUGCUCGCGAAAAUGAUGAAUGGGAGGGAUUAUAAAGGGAAUACGCCGCUACAUCUCGCUGUAAAAUUCAAGAACCAAAAGAUAGUGAGUCUUCUGUUGGGAAACAGAAGGGUGCACCACAGUAUCAUCAACAAGGAUGGUCUAGCGCCUAUAGAUCUUGCAAUAACCCAGCGGGAGCAAGGCUUAGCUGGAGCGCAGGGCCCGGAAGAUUGGAUUAUUCAAUGCUUACAAAGGACCGGAGCCGUGUUCGGCCCUCGACGACUGGACCCCUUGAUCAAUCAAAAGGCCAAUGAACCUGAUCUAAAGAAAGAACUGAAGAAAUACGAGAGUACGACUCAAAACCUAAUAAUUGUCUCGGCACUCAUUGCUACCGUGACAUUCGCUGCAGCUUUCACCAUGCCGGGGGGUUACAGAGCCGACGACCACCAAAACGGCGGCACACCGACUCUGACAAGAAAAUAUGCCUUCGCGGCUUUCAUAAUCUCAGAUGUCUUAGCAUUUCUUUGCUCCAUUAUAGCUACCACUUGGCUUAUGCUUGCUGGCUCACUUGCUACAGAUCCUUCUCGCCGCGUAAAUCUCAUUCUGCGCUCUGGACCCUUGAUACUCAUAGCGGUGCAGAGCAUGAUCGCGGCAUUUGCAUUGUCCGUGUAUGUGGUGCUGGCCCCGGUCAGUAUUGUGAUCGCCGUUGUUGUCUGCGUAUUGGCUUGCCCUUCGCUUUUGUUAUCCGAUACAGAAUUAUGGCAGCGUCUUCAUCUGGAAAGGACAGUAAAGAGCAGACUAGGAUGGUCAGCAAUGAACAGAACCCGGGCCAUCUUCCGAGCAGUGGCAGCUUAUUUGGUAGUAUAUGUUGUCAUCGUUGUGUUAUCGCUGUUUUAUUUCGUCAAGCAUUAGUGCGCAUUUGACAUAAGAUUGUGGAGUGAUGCCGUUUGCAGUCUCAAAAGUGAGUGUACUCUUAAUCACUAAAAAGGGACAAUUUUUUUUUUUUAACACUCUCUCUAUCAACCUUUGUUUUUUUAAUAUUAAAAAAAUAGAAAGGAUUGUCUAAACUGUAAGAAAAAUUUUAAAGUAUUAUAGUUGUUUUGUCUGUC